Messenger RNA from Maudiozyma saulgeensis, 2925 nucleotides. The record is from the annotation of a GenBank genome assembly. NCBI's taxonomy places the organism in Eukaryota, Fungi, Ascomycota, Saccharomycetes, Saccharomycetales, Saccharomycetaceae.
AUGUCAGAAGUUAAACUACCCUUUAGAGUGAGGGCGAGAUAUGGUUGGUCAGGUCAAUCGAAAGGUGAUCUAGGUUUCAUUGAAGGUGAUAUUAUGGAAGUCACUAGAGUAACAGGUGCUUGGUAUUAUGGUAAAUUGAUGAGAAACACAAAAUGUGCAGGUUAUUUCCCACAUAACUUUGUAACAAUAAUACAACAACAAACUAAUCAAUUAUCACGAUCACAAAUGAACCCCACAGGAUCAAUGACAUCAUCGUCUCCUAAGAAGAGAUCUGAUCAUCAGGAUUUAAAACAAAAAAUGGUUAUUCCGGAUAUUCCAAACAGGUCCACUAAUGAAAAUAAAUCAAUACGUUUAAAUCGAUCUUCAAGAGAUAUGAAAUUAACAAAUUCUAAUGCGAAUAUAACAUUGUCUCCAAUUGCUACAUCGGUAUCUACAGAUUCUUUACAUUCAUCUCCAUCAUCUCCAGCAUAUAACUCACCAAAUUCUUCAUCUCCAUCAAGUCCCAUGCAUGAUAAUUAUAUAUCGAAGAAACAUAUGUCUAGAAAUCAUUAUCAAUUUUAUGAACAAUAUCAACAUCAAUCAUCUCCAGAUUUAGGUUCAAAUCGAAGAAAAUCAACGGCUAAUACUUCAAGUAAUUUAAAACCACGCCAUCAAACUGGAAACAUAAAUAAUCAUCCAUUACCACCAUUACCACCAUUACCUAAUAUGUCAUCUAAGAGACAAUCUAUGAUCUCUAAUCGUUCAAGAGGACCAAUCAAAUCAUAUUCUUCAAAUGAUGUUACCUCUUCCAGAAGUAAUGAUGAUCAAUACUCUUAUCAACGUUCUCAUCAUAAGCAACAGCAUCAUUAUUAUGAUGAAGAGAUGGAAGAUCUUUCUAGACGUUCAUUAGAAGGCAGUAGUAGACUACCUUAUUUGCAUCAAAAUAUAGCAUCAAACUCAUUUUCAAAUUCAAAAUAUAUGGAUUCUUCAACAACUGAUAGUGAAAAUAGUUUCGCAUUAAUGAGUGACUUUAGUGCUACAAGUGCAGGUAGUUUUGCAAGACAUAAAUAUGCUCAAUCAUUUUCUGAUUCUUUACAAAGAUCCCAAGCAACUCCUUUGUCAUCUUCUAAUGACAUAGACUUACUACAAAACUCAAUUAACGGUGGUUCAUCUCCUGGUGAUUCCCCCAAUACAAGUAAUAAAGUAUCUUUAUCGAAUUCAAAUAAUGGUCAAAUGGGGAAUCUAUUAAGAAAAAUAUUACCAAGAUCUGCUAAUAAUAAUAAUACUAAUAAAAAUGGUAAUAUUUCAAAUAGUAAUAGUUAUCCCAAGCUACCUUCUCUGCAAAAUUUGAACAUCAACAGUUCUACUUUCGGUUCUCAUUCAGAGGCUAAGGACUGGAUCACAGUUAAGUCACAGGUCAAUAGAUCUAGAACGUUAACAAAAUAUGAAAAACAUCCAAGAUAUAUGAGAGCUUUAGAAAAUGAUCGCGAAUUGGUUCUUCAUCCACAGGACUCGAUCUACAGUGGGUUAAACACAAAUGAAACUAAAAUGGGUACUUCUCCUGGGACCGUUGAUUUAUUAUUAACAGAAUUAAAUAUAGAUUAUAUUGACCAGAUGACAAGAAGACGUUGCUCAAAGGAAAAUGAUAUGAAGUUGAGCUCAUGGUCCACCACCACUUUUUCUGCCAGAUAUGGUACAACAUUGGAAAAAUUGAGAGGUGUUUAUAUAUUUUGUACAGAAAUGUUCGAUCUGGUGGACGAUAAUGGAAGUUCUGAUUUUAGUUCAGAACCAACUAACUUAAAUGAAAUUCUUCACAAGAAACAUUGUACACCAUAUCAAUUGACUUGGCUGUUCAAGAGACUUGCAAAUUCCCUUGGUAUUACAUGUGAAAUUGUCAUUGGGUUUUUAAAAACACCAGGAAAUGAUAAUACAGAAUUUAAGUAUAACCAUUGUUGGUUGCGAGUUUUAAUCAACAGAGAAUGGAGAUUCAUCGAUGUUAUUCUUGGCAAUACUACGAACCCAAUUCAUGCAUUUAUCAAUAAUCAUAAAAGAAAGACAGCCGAUGAUAGUUAUUUCCUAGUUGAACCAUUGAAGUUUAUCUAUACACAUAUUCCACCAAGAGAAUUCGAGCAACACAUUGUUCCCAGCAUUGAUCAGCUAUCAGCGUUAUAUUUACCAUUGGUAUUCCCGUCUUUUUUUAAAAAUGAUUUAACACUACAUAAUUUCAGCACAGCCCUCUCCCAUUUAGAAGAUUCAGAAAUCUAUGAAUGUUCUUUAGAGAUUCCUAAUGAUAUUGAAAUAUUUGCCUCAGUGGUCGCUACCCCUGAUAAUAACGACCCUACAAUGGCAAAGAGAUAUUCUGAGAUGAAUUUAGCAUUGACACAAAUUAAGAAACAUAAACCUGAAUCUGGGCGCCGUAUUGCAGUAAUUAAAGCAGUUUUACCUCCAGGCGCAUCCUCUGGUUCGUUGUAUAUACACUCUGGGCUAAGAGGGAAACAGGUUUCGAUUGCCAAUGUACAUCCAUUAUCUAUGCUAGUUCCAUUAGAACAUAAACGUGAGGAAAUGAAAUUCGAAUUCGUUAUACGUAUUCCAUCAGAAAAUGUUCAAAAUAUCGAAACAUAUAUUAAAGAACCUCAAAAUCGUUAUUUGUUUGUAAACAAUGAAUACAAUUUUGAGAUCAUUCAAAAUCCAUAUGAUGGUGUUAUAUAUACAGAUAGUGGAGAUAUUAUUGAUGAUGGGAAUAGGGUUAAAAAUAAGAGACAAUCGAUGGCCAUCAAAUCACCUUCAGGUAAAAUAUAUGAAAUGAAAAAACAAUAUCCAAACACGACACAUGGGACUUGGAAUGCAUGCAUUACCUUCAGGGAAGAAGGUAUUUGGACUGGUUUGAUUAAAGCAGACUCAGGGAUUGGUUGGUGUCCUUUUGCAGAGUGGAUCUGCAUUUCAUAG